AUGGUGCUCUGCCUGCUCGUGUUAUUUGUAUUUUUAUCCCCAAGUUUAUCAGUCAGUUACCUGAAGUUUGAAAAAAUAAGUGGGGCUUCAGAAGAAUCACUGGUUUUUCUCAAUAAUGCUAAUCCAACAGCUAUUCUGGAUGCUUCAGCAAGUACUCAAAGAACAGUAUAUUUCGCUCAAAGAACUCCACCGGCUAGUCUUAAGUUAACGUUCGCUUGUCGUGUCAACAGGCAAGCGAAACCUCUGGAUAAGAUUAUGUUGUGCUGCCGCAGUAGCGUAGAAGACAAAAUACGUACUUGUGUUCAACCAAAGGCUGGAGGUCUAUUUUCCUGUCUAAAUACUGAGUUCCAUUUCAGCGACAACGGUUUGACUGGAGCGGAUUUUUCGAUUUCUUUGACACAAGAUAGUCCCUUAAGUAAUCCCAUCAGUGGACUUUUUUCAUGUGUUGUGGGUGCAGAUGAACUCAAUGUUAUUGAAUCAAAUGAAAUAGAAAUACGAGAUGCUGUUUAUCACAUUCUUCAGCUUACAGGUACUCCUUCUACAAACAUAGAUGUUGUUCCACCAAUAUCAGAAUUCCCUUAUGAAUUAAAGUGUGUAAAUGAUAUCAGCACUAUAUCCCGCUGGCCCUACUGGAUGCAUCAACUAGAUAGCAGAUAUGGACCAUACAGAUGGGGAUAUUGUCUGACUACAGGAAAACCGACUGCUAUAACUUGUUCGGAAAGGCAAGUUCAGUUUCCUCCGAAUUCUAUCAUCGAAUUUAUGAAUGGAAAUGGAGAGGACAUGAAUAAAAGAAUAACAGUCAACAUCACGAAACUGAAACUUAAUCAGGACUGCGAAUUAUCUAUUCGUUUGCAAUCUGCAUACGGUCAGUCACGCAUAUCAACGUCACUGAGAGUUGUCCCUAAACCUCAACUUACAAUAUCACCUUCCGACGAAAAUUGUAUAAAAGAAUGUGAUGAAACUCCAUUCAACGUUUCUUGUGCACUGGAUGAAGAUCUCGUACAAGAAUGGAAAUCAAAGUUCAGUAUUGAACCAUCGAUUGAUUGGAUUAUUCAAAAUCAUUGGACUAAAACACACUUGGAAUCUAGUGGUUUAGGACAAUUCAUCACUCUUAAUGGUGGACAUGGUAAAACUCUAACAGUUUGGCCAUUAGGUAAACCAGCUCCGAUUAUUGUAAAACAUGAAGACAACAACAAUAAACAACCAGAAGAAGGAGAAGAAAUAGUAGUAGCAGAUGGAAUAGAGGAGGAAAAAGAAACAGUUGAGAAGGAGGUAAUGAAUUCGGACAAUAAAUAUGAACCAGUUCAAAUGCCCAGUACAACAACACUAAGACAAUUUCUUACACAAAAAAUUGGUGGAUCUGAAGCUCAACCACCGAAAGAUUUAAUUUUAAGUUGCUGGAUACGUUUAUCAGUUUUCGGAAAUGAAGCUGAAUUUGAAACACCAAAUGGAUUAGUAUCAUAUCACUCCAUUGCUCGUCAAGCUCCGUCUAUACACUCUUCUGGUACAAAUCGUUUAAUAUAUGAUUCACGAUGGGAAACAGGCACUGAACUGGCGAAACAACUAACCGCUAUUCGUACAUUUACUCCUGAUAUAGUACCUGCAACUGCUAGUCUUGCAUGGAUUGCUGCUGUAAUAAUCGGUGUAAUUAUUCUUCUCGUUGUGUUGGCAUUGAGUAUAUGGUUGUGUACACGUGAUCGUGGUGAAACAUACAUGGUCUAUGAUAAAGAACGUGCACAUGGAAAUGAUCCACUACAAGAAUUAAGAGAGAAAGAGACAUUUCAAACAUUUCAAAGACAAGAAGAGCCAAGAAUUGCAACAAGUCGUUAUUCUUUAAACGAUGGCAGUGUACGUUAUGAAAGUGAAGAUGAUGGAGAAUUAGAUGAAUAUGCAGGUAUAGUGUAA
Schistosoma turkestanicum is the source of this 1905-nucleotide messenger RNA. Lineage: Eukaryota; Metazoa; Platyhelminthes; Trematoda; Strigeidida; Schistosomatidae. The record is from the annotation of a GenBank genome assembly.